Molecule: messenger RNA, 935 nt
Organism: Ochlerotatus camptorhynchus
Lineage: Eukaryota; Metazoa; Arthropoda; Insecta; Diptera; Culicidae
Gene: PI31
Product: Proteasome inhibitor 31 kDa
Exons: 3
Coding region: 68-889 (273 amino acids)
Biological process (GO): proteasome-mediated ubiquitin-dependent protein catabolic process
Molecular function (GO): endopeptidase inhibitor activity; proteasome binding
Source: RefSeq, a predicted model, not a curated record
UGCACAGCAUCGAAAUCGAAAUUAAAUUCCUACAUCGAAAUUGACACUGAAAUAUAAGGCACGGAAUAUGUCGGAAUCGGACUAUUUUGGAUUUGAACUAGUGUUCAAAACGGUGGAGGGUUCCAUCCAGGCCAAAUCCGACGUUCUGAUCGCAGUCAUCCAUUGGUAUCUGAUUAAAAACUCGUUCCGGAAUGUUGGCCUUGGCGACGAUAAAACGCUAUCAGAGUCGGAUGAAAAAAGCGAACUCUUGCCAGAGGGAUGGAAUAACAACCCACACUCGUAUGCUAUGCGGUACGUGAACAACGGUCAGCUGUACAUCUUGCACGGAAUCGACAGCGAGGGAACGAUGAUUAUCAAUCUUCUGCAGGUCAAGACACUGAACGUUUCGAAUACCACGUUCCAAAUCGAAGAUACGGUCAAAGCCUUGAAGGGAUCGAUGACAACUCUGGUACCGGAAGCCGCUACCGUGUUGGAUCGAGUUCGAAAGGAACUGCUGGUGCCGGUAUUCGAGAGUAACAAGAAGGACGGAGAGACUCAAACAAAGAAGGAACCGGAGAAGAAUGAUCGUGUUGAUGUAAGGCCAUCGAAUCCGCUGCUGGUGGGCCCUCGCUUCGGACCGGUGGCAAUCGGCUCGGAUCCCCUGGGAGUGGGCAAUGUCGGUCGAGGCGAUUUGGACCCUUUUGGCCGUGGUGGGGGUAUGAUCUUCGAGCCACCUGGUGGCUUCAAUCCCCUGGCAAACCUCAGGCGACCCGGUCCCAGUGGAAUCGUUCCCGGAGCUCGGUUCGAUCCGUUUGGACCCACGGUCGGCACCAAUCCAAGGGUGUUCCGCAAUCCGGAUCCCGAUCCAGAUCACAUGCCGCCACCCGGAUACGAUGACAUGUUUAUGUAAAGGGAGUUCUCAUGCAUUUUCGGAAAAUAAUCAGCUAGCGACUCAA